UCCGUAUAAAAAUUGACAUCACUCUCUUUUUUUUUUUGGUCAUUCUCAAUCUGAUUCAUUCUCCAAUCUAAUUUCCAUCUCUCUCCCUCAACAUGUCUGACGAAGAGCACCACUUCGAGUCCAGCGACGCCGGAGCUUCCAAGACCUACCCUCAGCAGGCUGGUAACAUCCGUAAAGGUGGUCACAUCGUCAUCAAGGGCCGUCCCUGCAAGGUUGUUGAGGUUUCGACUUCGAAGACUGGUAAGCACGGUCACGCGAAGUGUCACUUCGUUGCCAUUGAUAUCUUCACUGCCAAGAAGCUCGAGGAUAUUGUUCCCUCUUCCCACAAUUGUGAUGUUCCACAUGUGAACCGUGUUGACUACCAGUUGAUUGAUAUCUCUGAGGAUGGCUUUGUUAGCCUUUUGACCGACAGUGGUGGCACCAAGGACGACCUCAAGCUUCCCACCGAUGAUAAUCUCAGCGCUCUGAUGAAGAGUGGAUUCGAGGAGGGAAAGGAUGUGGUGGUGUCUGUCAUGUCUUCCAUGGGAGAGGAGCAGAUCUGUGCCGUCAAGGAAGUUGGUGGUGGCAAGUAAACCAAUAGUAUCAUUCUCUUUACACAGAGAGGAUAAUAUUACUCUAUAUCCAGUUGUUAUAAGAACGAGGAAAAAAAAUGUCUUUUCCUUCUUUUUCUAAUUUAGACCAUUUAUGUGUGUUUCUUGUUGCAAGACAACCAUAUCUAUUGGUUUUGGAUUGUUGAAACGUUUGGUGUUUUAAACAGCGAAAGUUCUACUAGCCUUUGCUUAUCAUUAAUACCUGUUGGUUAUAUGUUAUUCAAGAAGAUUACGUUUAA
Messenger RNA from Brassica oleracea var. oleracea, 829 nucleotides. RefSeq names its product eukaryotic translation initiation factor 5A-2. The record is from RefSeq and is a predicted model, not a curated record. Gene Ontology annotation, molecular function: RNA binding; translation elongation factor activity; ribosome binding. Bases 93 to 572 code for a protein of 159 amino acids. Gene Ontology annotation, biological process: positive regulation of translational elongation; positive regulation of translational termination. The transcript is spliced from 6 exons. NCBI's taxonomy places the organism in Eukaryota, Viridiplantae, Streptophyta, Magnoliopsida, Brassicales, Brassicaceae.